AUGGAUCCUUUCGAAUCAAGCAAUGGUACUUCGUUUACUGAUAAUACUGAUAAUUUAAAUAACGAAGAAUUAUCAAAUCCACCUCCUUCGGUCGAUUUUUAUGGUGUGCUGAAUGUUUCCAAGGAGGCUACCGAUGAAGAAAUUAAGGAUUCAUAUAAGCGACUAUGCCGUAUAUUUCACCCAGACAAGCACAUAGAUCCGGAAAGCAGGAAGGCCGCGCAGUCCAAAUUCCAGGUGAUUCAGAAGGCUUACGAAGGCAAAACCAUUUAUGACAUGUUUGGUGAGGAAGGGCUGAGCACUUCGUGGGAGAUCGGUGCUCGUUACAAAACUUCACAAGAGUUGAGAGAAGAAUUUGAAAGACAAACCAGGGCGAAAAGAGAGCAGGAGGUGGAAAGCAUGGUGAAGUCAAAGGGAGACCUUCAACUGAGUAUAGAUGCUACUCAAAUGUUUGAUCCAUAUGAUAGAGGACCCCGUAGUUGGUAUGAAAAUAUCGAAAUCACUCAACUCUUUUUGAAGCAUUCAUUCGAAAACCAAUUGCAACCACAAACUCAAGCGUCAUUCGUUGGGCAGACAGUUCUACGUAAUGGAGUAGGUGGUGGUAACAUUAUGUGGAGCUUGCGUCACGCGUUUUCGCCAAAUUUUUGGGCUGAAGUUGGAUCCUCAAUAAUUCAACCUCGGGUGAUGAACGUAAAGACGAAUUAUAGCUUCGGUUCAGAUGGAUUUUUCUCAGUGGUAGCACAAUCUCAUACGAUCAAGUCACCACCAAGUUUAUCCUUUACUGGCGGUAGACGACUUGGAGCAAAUACAUCCGGUUAUUUAACCUAUAGGACUGGCGCAUGGUCUUUGGGUCCUUGGGGGCAAAAAGAUUUUUUUUCACGGCGUGACAAAUCUGCCGUGGCUAUCGGUCUUAGCAGUUCCAAAGAAAAUUCGGGUUAUGCCUGCGAAAUACAAACUGGUUUAGGGGAAUCACAUGUCUCAGCUAAUUAUAACUACAAAUUACUUGGUGAUUAUCAUCUAAAGGCUGCAACUACUUUGUCGACGUCUAGUGGUCUCACGGCUGUUCUCUUCGGUGAACGUAAGAUCACAGAAAACACCAGACUCGCGUUGGCUAUGGAGUUUGGAAUACCCAAUGGAGUCUUAUUCAGAUGCAGGAUAUCUCGUCUAGGGCAAAGGAUUACCAUACCAAUUCAAAUAUCUUCGGAAUAUAAUCAUAAAUUUUUAUUAUGGGGCGCUUUAUUGCCCGUGGUGACAAUGUUUGCCGUUGAAAGGGCGGUUUUAAUGCCACGGCGCAAAAAGAAGGCAGCCGAGAGAUUGGCCACCUUGCGAGAACGUAAUGCAGAACACAUUGCCAAUCGCAAACGUGAAGCCGAAGAAGCCAUUCGACUCUUACAACCGACAGUAGGACGUAAACUAGAAGCUGAAAAAACGAAAGAAAAUGGUCUGGUCAUACUAGAGGCUUGGUAUGGAAACCUUUCUCGUGCAGAAGAACCGUCGUCGUCGCCGUCGAUAGAAGGAAUUUUUGAUGUGAGAAUACCCGUUCAAGCACUAGUACAUGAUUCACAAUUGACCAUUCCGGGCGGAUAUUCAAAGUCGAACAUCAUAGGUUUUUAUGAUCCUUGUCUGGGAGAACCCAAACAGUUAAAGAUUAGAUAUCAAUUUCAACGAAAAAUACAUGAGGUCGUGGUUAAUGACACUCAUCCUGUAGCUUGCCCUCUAAGAUGGAUCAACAAGAUGUUUUUGUUAAGGGAGUGCACGUUGUGGGAUAAAUGUUACCUUGCAACACGCCAACCCAUUUAUAUACACGGGAACAAAAAAGAUGGAAUUCAAUGCAUCAGGAAAGCAAGCAUAAUCACACUUGGUAGCAAUGCCAAUAGAGCGAUACUUAUGGUCACCGAUUUGGUAGAUGCAGAUGAAGGAGUAGGUGAUGUUGAAUGGACUCCUGUAUUUGUCGAUGAACCACCACCAGUGGACGAACCAGAUGCAGUGGACGAACCAGAUGUAGUAGUUAACGAACUAGAUGCACUGGGCGAACUAGAUACGCUAGCAGUGGAUGCACCUUGUUUAUGUUAUGAAAAGUAA
Molecule: messenger RNA, 2079 nt
Organism: Acaulospora morrowiae
Lineage: Eukaryota; Fungi; Glomeromycota; Glomeromycetes; Diversisporales; Acaulosporaceae
Source: the annotation of a GenBank genome assembly